AUGGCCGAGUCCCAGCUGAGCUGCCUGGACGAGGCGCACGUGAACGAGAGGGUGACCGAGGCGCAGGCUGCCUUCUACUACUGCGAGCGGAGGCGGGCCGCGCUGGAGGCGCUGCUGCGCGGCGGCGAGCGGGCCUACCGCGAGCUGGUCAAGAAGGAGCAGCUGCGGGAUUUCCUCUCCAGCCGGGAGCAACAGGCCCUCCGCGCCGCCUGGAGCCCCUACGAGGAUGCCGCCGCCGUCGCCGCCAACGCCGCCGCCCGGGGCAAGAGCAAGGCCAAGGCGAAAGCCCCGGCGCAGGCCCCGGCCGAGCCCGGCGAGUCCCUGGCCUACUGGCCCGACCGCUCCGACACCGAGGUGCCCCCGCUGGACCUGGGCUGGACCGACACGGGCGUCUACCGCGGCGUGAGCCGCAUCACCCUCUUCACCCACCCGCCCAAGGAGGAGAAGGCGCCCCACCUCAAGCAGGUGGUCAGGCAGAUGAUCCAACAGGCCCAGAAGGUCAUUGCGGUGGUCAUGGACCUCUUCACCGAUGGCGAUAUCUUCCAAGACAUUGUGGAUGCUGCCUUUAAGCGCCGGGUCCCAGUAUAUAUCAUCCUGGAUGAGGCAGGCGUGAAGCUCUUCUUGGAAAUGUGUCAGGGCCUGGAGCUCACUGACUUCCGUAUUCGGAACAUCCGUGUCCGCUCUGUGACAGGUGUUGGCUUCUACAUGCCCAUGGGGAAGAUCAAGGGGACCCUGUCAUCAACGUUCCUAAUGGUAGAUGGUGAAAAAGUAGCCACUGGAUCUUACAGGUUCACCUGGAGCUCCUCCUACGUGGACAGGAACCUUCUCCUCCUCCUCACAGGGCAGAACGUGGAGCCCUUUGAUGUGGAGUUCCGGGAGCUGUAUGCCAUCUCCGAGGAGGUGAACUUGUACCAGCAGCUGAACCUGGCAGGGGGCGCCGGGAGGCUCGGCCCCAACUACUCCUCCACCGUGGCUCGCAAGCUGAUCAACCCCAAGUACGCCCUGGUGUCAGGCAGCCGCCAUCCCCCCGGGGAGAUGAUGCGCUGGGCCGCCCGGCAGCAGCGGGAGGCCGGCGGCGACCCAGAGGAGCAGGAGGAGGGUGGCAGAGGCGGCGCGGCGGCCCGGCGCCUGGAGGGCUUCCUCAAUGACCUCGUCACGCUGGAGCAGGUGCUGCCCCCUGUGGAGUCCGUUCCCUCCGGAGAGCUGCCUCGGAAGGACGGCAGGGUGCUCUCUCACCUGCGCAUGGACCUGAAGCCCAGACCCCCAGAGGCGCUCGUCCGAAACGGCAAGGGAGAAGCUGCCAACGGGGAGGCCACGGCGGCCAAGGAGGGCAGGCGCUUUAGCAAGAGGCUCUUCAGUCGACAGGCCAAGAGUCCCACGGCGCCCAACGGUGUGACCGGCUCCCUCUGCGCCGAGACCUUUGCCGAAGUGCAGCUAGUGACGGGGAAGAGGCCCAAAGAGGGCUCCAGUGCCGACUUCUCAGGUAAAACAAGUCCCAGUCCUGCCAAGGCCAGCAAUUGCAUGAUUUCCUGAGCCAUAGGUCAGCGGUGGGUAGGACCUGUGGAUGCCCCCAGCCCUGUCCUGUGGAGCAUACAGGUCAAACCCUGCACCAGUUUGCACUUCGGACCCUCACUUGCUUCCUGCCCAACGGCCUCCAUCCUGGCCUCAGGGACCCUCAAUCCCAGAUGUGAGAGUCUGCAGCACCUCAGGACGACCACAUGCACCUACAAGACUGUCGCUGGCCGGGCAGGGGUCACUCCUUCUUGUUUACAUGAAGUGGAAGCUCGACUCAUGUCUGCUCUCCUUUAUGCUGGACCCCCUCCCUCCACUGGGCCAGCCUUGCCCUGCAGGUCCCCAGAUGGGGUGAGCCCAUGUCUUCAGGCCUAAUGUGAUGGGGUCUCCAGGGCAGCCCCAGCUCCCUGACUUCUCCUUCCCUGGGCUUCCUGGUGCUUCUGGUCCCUCGGGGGGUUUGGUGGGGUAUAAGGGAAGAGGACAGAUGGGGCUCUGGGCCAGAGAGCCAGUCUUGACCUAGGCUCUGAACUCAAGGUAGAAGGUGCUGCGAGGACAG
Callorhinus ursinus (northern fur seal) is the source of this 2068-nucleotide messenger RNA. The record is from RefSeq and is a predicted model, not a curated record. NCBI's taxonomy places the organism in Eukaryota, Metazoa, Chordata, Mammalia, Carnivora, Otariidae.